Athalia rosae (coleseed sawfly) is the source of this 841-nucleotide messenger RNA. Its product is annotated as larval cuticle protein A3A-like. Gene Ontology annotation, cellular component: extracellular matrix. The coding region runs from base 123 to 782 and encodes 219 amino acids. The record is from RefSeq and is a predicted model, not a curated record. The transcript is spliced from 2 exons. NCBI's taxonomy places the organism in Eukaryota, Metazoa, Arthropoda, Insecta, Hymenoptera, Athaliidae.
CGGUUUUGGGUGAAUGUUUGCAAGGGGCGCGGCCUCGCUCUGUGAGAAUUCCCCCGGCACAAUGGUAUAAAAGGCUUCUCACCGAUCUGGACGGUAUCAGUCAUCCACAAGACACGACAACCAUGGCAUUCAAGCUCAUCGCCUUCGCUGCCCUCGUCGCUGCCGCCAACGCCGGAGCAAUUCCAGCGCCUCUGGCCUACGCCGCGGCUCCGGCUUACGCUCACGCCGCCCCCGUGGCCUACGCCGCCCCCAUCGCGAAGACCGUCGUGACCAAGACCGUCGACGCCGACUACGACCCCCAUCCCCAGUACAGCUACGCCUACGACGUCCAGGACUCGAUCACCGGCGACAACAAGCAACAGCACGAAACCCGCGACGGUGACGUGGUGCAGGGUAGCUACUCCCUCGUCGAAGCCGACGGAAGUCGUCGUACCGUCGACUACACCGCCGAUCCCGUCAACGGAUUCAACGCCGUCGUCCACAAGGAACCCGCCGGUGUAGCGAUCAAAACCGUCGCCGCCGCCCCCGUUGUCGCCAAAUACGCCGCCGCCCCGGUCGUCGCCAAGUACGCCGCCCCCGUCCACUACGCCGCACCAGCUGCUCACGUCAGCUACGCCGCCCCAGUUGCUCACGCUCCCCUUGCCUACGCCGCCGCUCCAGCUGCCCAUUACACCUACUCGGCUCCAGCUGUCGCUCAUCCAGCUCCUCUUACUUACUCCGCGUACGCCGCUCCGUCAGCUCACGUGACCUACUCUGCUCCCGCCUACGCUUACCAUCAUUGAGUUUAAAUUACUAGUGAUACUUAUUGUUAGCCCCGAAUAAAACAUGAUAUACCAGUAAA